This is a messenger RNA of Lutzomyia longipalpis, 2419 nucleotides long. RefSeq names its product neuropeptide CCHamide-2 receptor (gene CCHa2-R). The coding region runs from base 685 to 1938 and encodes 417 amino acids. Gene Ontology annotation, cellular component: membrane. The record is from RefSeq and is a predicted model, not a curated record. The transcript is spliced from 7 exons. Gene Ontology annotation, biological process: G protein-coupled receptor signaling pathway. Lineage: Eukaryota; Metazoa; Arthropoda; Insecta; Diptera; Psychodidae. Gene Ontology annotation, molecular function: G protein-coupled receptor activity.
AGUCGUUGAUGCGUCGAUCAUCCUGCAAGACACAAAAAAAGAGGAGUAAAGGACGAGAAGUCUCCACUUCGGGGUGAUAAUUUAAUCAGUGAGCAUAUAGCUCUUUCAUCAUACGUCCCCUUAUUAAGUAAAGUAGCAGUGACGAUAAAAAUUUUCAUAUAUAAAAUUUUCCAUUUCGUCGCGGUAAUCCCAUGAGUAUAAAUUUUACUGUUUAGUGCUCAAAUGUAUAAUAUUUUGGAGGCGCCAGAGGUCUCCGUAUGAAUUUUUAACUGAAAAAAAAAAAUUCUAACAAUAUUGUGGCAUAAGACGAAUUUUAUGAUGAAAAUAUGCAGAUAAUUUGUGUGGUUGUAAUAAAAACGUGACUCUUGAGGUUCUCAAGGAGUUUAGCAAGAAGUGUGUAAACAUUUCUUUGGUGGUCUAUUGUAUAAAAAAAAGUGAGUGAUUAUAUAUUGGAAUAGAAGGACUUUGGAGAAGGAGAGAAAUUAUAAUUGUAAAAUAUCGAUUUUAUUGGUAAAUUGUUUGCUUUUGCGGUGGUGGCUGUAAUAUAUUGGUAAAAAUAGACAUAAUCAUCGAGUUCUUUUUAAUCGUGCUUCAAGAACUCACACAUUUCCCAAAGAUCCUUUUGGGACGUGGAGAAAAGUGUUUUACUUUCUUGCCAACUGUUUCUACGAUAGAGAUAGAGAGAUGGAUGAAAAUUUCUCUGAAGACUUCUACCUAAACCUCCCAAAUGAAAGCCUCAGCAACAUGGACCAAAUGUCUACGACGGACCAGCCAAAUAGCACAGAUGACUACACCCCCUAUUCCGAUAGACCCGAAACAUACAUUGUUCCUGUUGUAUUUUCAAUAAUUUUCGUUGUUGGCGUCCUCGGCAAUGGUACCUUGGUUGUGGUCUUCAUACGUCACAGAGCAAUGCGAAACAUUCCCAAUACCUACAUAUUUUCACUUGCCCUUGCGGAUCUUCUUGUAAUCCUCAUCUGUGUUCCACUCACCUCAAUAAUCUAUACAAUUGAAUCAUGGCCAUGGGGUGAGACACUUUGCCGUAUAUCGGAAUUUGCCAAAGACAUCUCCAUUGGGGUAUCUGUCUUCACCCUCACUGCACUCUCGGGUGAGAGGUACUGUGCCAUCGUCAAUCCACUGCGAAAGCUUCAGACGAAACCUCUCACCGUGUUUACGGCGGUCAUGAUUUGGAUUAUUGCCAUUGUCUUUUCCCUUCCGGUUGUCAUUAGGUCAACAGUUGUGGAGAGACCCUUGCCGAGGAAUAAAACAAUUCUCAUUUGUGAUCCCUUUGGUUCAGAUGAGGAUGGCUUUAGACAAACAUACAAAAAAUACGCUGUAAUUGGAAAAGCCGUGACCUAUUAUUUCCUUCCGUUGACAAUUAUUGGGAUUUUGUAUGCGUUAAUGGCGAGACGACUCCAUUUGAGUGCACGAGAAAUGCCUGCUCAGAGUCGCUCUCAGGCACGAGCACGGAGACAUGUGGCUCGAAUGGUGGUGACUUUUGUUAUUGUUUUCAUCGUGUGCUUCCUCCCACAUCACAUAUUCCAAAUGUGGUUCCAUUUGUACCCCUAUGCGGAGGAUGAGUACGACGAAGUAUGGCACGUCUUCAGGAUAAUUGGAUUCUGUUUUGGAUUCCUCAAUUCUUGUGCAAAUCCCGUGGCUCUGUAUUGUGUUUCCGGUGUCUUUCGUCAGUACUAUCAUCGCUAUCUGUGCUGCCGACGGUCUCCCUCAUCCCACCGUUCGGGGCAUUCAACAGCCACAGGUGUCUGUGAUACGAGCUUCACCUCAACCGUGCGUCGUGCUACAACGACUCACAUCCCACCUGCCGCCACAACACCCGGCACCCAACUCCCGGAAAAAGGAAACAACCAUUGGUAUGGGAACGGCAGUGAGUGCCCCCCAUCGCCCCAAUGCGUCCGCUCUAGGUCGCUGGGGAAGAGGUGAAAGCCAUCGCAUCGGGAAGCCAACUGCGGGAAAGCAGACAAAAGUGUAUUCCUCUAAGUUUGCACACAACUUACAAAUUCCAUCCACCUUCUAUAUAACCACCCCCAAUGGGAGACCCCAUCGACCAUUCCAAUAUCAUUUUCUCUCAUCCAGUUUCUCACUUCAUCUUCACACAUACCUACCUACAUAAAAUUCCUUGCUCACUCAAUCAUUGACGCUCACUCAAUCCACGUGGAGGGAAAGCUCAACAUCUACUCCUUCCUUUUGAGAAUUAAAAAAAAGUUACAAAAGAGAGUGCAAAGGAUCAAUGUAAUACAUAACUUACAUAACACAGUAAGUUGCACAAAAGUGUCUCAUUUUUUUUAAUAAUUAAUUCAAUACUUUCCAAUUUUUUUAAAAAUUAAUGUAGGAAAUCAUUAAAUUCGGACCAAGAUUUUAAUAAAUUACCUUAAAGUGUACGUAAUAAAAUUUAAUUGAUUAA